GCACGGCGGGACGGCCGCGGGACCAACGAGACGGCGCUAUCCAAACCGUCCCCCCUCCCCCCCCUCCCCUUCGCGGUGGUGGUGGGGGGGGGGGGUUUACGUCCAUUUUACGACACCUCGGCGGACCGGGCGGCGGGGCGCGCUUGGCGGCUGGGGGGGGGGGGCGCCGUCAGGAUGAGGCUGAGCACGCAGGCCUACUGCAAGAUGGUGCUGCACGGCGCCAAGUACCCGCACUGCGCCGUCAACGGGCUCCUCGUGGCCGAGAGGCCUCCCCCCGCCGCCUCCCGGCCCGGCAGGGAGCAGGCCGCCGCCCCGGCGCUCUUCGUCGACUGCGUGCCCCUCUUCCACGGCACCCUGGCGCUGGCGCCCAUGCUGGAGGUGGCCCUCAGCCUGAUUGACUCGUGGUGCAAAGAGAACAGCUACGUGAUAGCUGGGUAUUACCAGGCCAACGAACGCGUGAAAGACGCCAGUCCAAACCAGGUUGCUGAAAAGGUGGCCUCCAGAAUUGCAGAGGGCUUUAACGACACGGCGCUCAUAAUGGUUGAUAACACCAAGUUCACGAUGGAGUGCGUAGAACCUGCCAUUCAUGUGUACGAGCUCCAUGAGAACAAGUGGAGGUGCAAGGACCCACACGUUGAUUUCUGUGAAGAUUGGAACGAAGCCCAGAGAAUCGCUGCGUCUCUCUUGGACAGCAAGUCCUACGAAACACUUGUAGAUUUUGAUAAUCACCUGGAUGACAUCCGGAAUGACUGGACAAAUCCAGAGAUCAACAAAGCUGUCCUCCACCUGUGUUAGAGGGAUUCCUACUGACUAACUUACGGGCAUUCCCACUAUGUACUGAAGACGUAAAAAUGAUAUUUUUGAAUGUAAAUAGAGUAAUAUUCAGUACCUUGUGUGGAAAGCUGGCUGAUUAAAAGAGUGGCGCGUCACGUUGCCAAGGGUGACGUGUCCGUAAGCUGUUGAAUCCUUUUCAUGGGAUUCAUUAGAAGAGCUGCACGCCGUCAGUUACAGCUGUCCCUGUGGGUGCCUUCCCCGUUGUAGUGAAUGUUGCUGUUCCUUCAAAACCAGAACUACUUCUGCUUAUCUCCCUGGUUCAUAUUAAAAGUUUUGACUAAG
Molecule: messenger RNA, 1116 nt
Organism: Cygnus atratus (black swan)
Lineage: Eukaryota; Metazoa; Chordata; Aves; Anseriformes; Anatidae
Gene: EMC8
Product: ER membrane protein complex subunit 8
Exons: 5
Coding region: 175-795 (206 amino acids)
Cellular component (GO): EMC complex
Source: RefSeq, a predicted model, not a curated record